AUGGAGGGCGAAGAUAAGAUCGUGGAGUCCAUGCGGCGUUUCGCCAACGACGCCAAGUGCGUGGAGUAUUUGAAGACCUUCAAAGAGGACUCGGAGGAGAAGAUUGCGGCGUACCGCAAGGCGUUGGUGGUGAAGAUGCAGGAGGAUCUGACGGAGCGGGCCACCAAGCAGUUGCAAGCCAUCGCGGCUUUUGAGGCCAACAUGGGCUCAGCCAUGCAGGAUUUGGUGGUGCGGGAGGCAGCAGCGUCCUUUAAGGAGAAGUUCCCCACAGACAAGGGAAUGCAGGACAAGGCCUUCUCCGCCGCUGUGAAGGCGCUGAGCGGCGCGCAGGUGGAAGUGGCUGAGGACCCGGUGGCAAAGCACUUCGCGGACGCCUUCCAAUCGCUGCAGGGAGUCGACUUAGCGACUUCCAAAGCUGAUGCCAAGGGUACGUUGGCUGAGCGAGUGGCUUUCGCACAGCAGGCAAAGGAAAAGGAAUUCCAGGAGUCAUUUAUGGUGACAGCCAAGGAGGCUGAAGAAGUGCGAUCUCUGGCCAGCAAGGCCAAGAGCGGUCAGGACUAUGACUUCUCCAAGUUGCCGGCUGAUGCCUUGCAGCGUUUGGAAGCCCUCUAUAGCAGCAUCAACACCAAGGUGGGCUAUGCCUUGCCCGACUCCUUGGGCAUCAAAUCCAUCGCAGCCACCUCUGAUGGCAGUGCCAACUCCUAUGUGGACAAGGUGAACGCACAGUUGGAAGGCGCUGCUCUAAAGCUGAGGGAUGCACGAUUGAAGGCCUUCGUGCAAGCCUUCUGA
This is a messenger RNA of Cladocopium goreaui, 789 nucleotides long. Lineage: Eukaryota; Dinophyceae; Suessiales; Symbiodiniaceae. The record is from the annotation of a GenBank genome assembly.